Molecule: messenger RNA, 2781 nt
Organism: Scleropages formosus (Asian bonytongue)
Lineage: Eukaryota; Metazoa; Chordata; Actinopteri; Osteoglossiformes; Osteoglossidae
Product: N-acetyllactosaminide beta-1,3-N-acetylglucosaminyltransferase 3-like
Exons: 2
Coding region: 200-1384 (394 amino acids)
Biological process (GO): protein O-linked glycosylation; poly-N-acetyllactosamine biosynthetic process
Cellular component (GO): Golgi membrane
Molecular function (GO): hexosyltransferase activity; UDP-glycosyltransferase activity
Source: RefSeq, a predicted model, not a curated record
CAAAGUGUGACAAUUUCAGAUAAGGACAGUGCAGGGUGGAGCCGGAUUACAGGAAACUCAAACCUACUAGCGUCAUAUCUUUCUGGUCACACAGCUCGCACACAGAACUGGCGUGAGAUCAGCUCUCAGAGGCAAUUGAACCACUAUAAGAAACUGCCCUCACAUCUCCGUCAAGAAAUACCCUGUUUGAGGUUCAGACAUGAGGAGAUCAUCGUAUACUUUUGAAGCUGUUUCAUUGCUUCUGAUUGUGACUUUGUGUUUAUUCAUACUUUUCAACAAAGAUGAUGCAGCCAAUGACUUGGAUGACAGCAACAACCAGCCCCCCAUAAAGCAGUCAGUCAAACUAUACAAGUCAUUUAGAAUGCAGCAAUCUCAGAACCUCUUGAAAACCAGCAACGAGACACAUUUCUGGUUAGAAUGUGAGCAAAACACCUCUGCUGCUAAUGUUUCUGGGUUCUUGACCCUCCCAAGGCAUGUCCAAGACUUCCUGUAUUAUCGGCACUGCAGACAAUUCCCCAUGUUGCUGGACGUACCUAAUUUGUGCGGAGCCACUCCACAGGAGUCUACAGAUGUUUUCCUGCUGUUAGUUAUAAAAAGUUCUCCAUGGAACUAUGACCGUCGUGAGGUCUUGAGAAAAACUUGGGCAAAAGAUCGCCUGCAGAACGGUGUAUGGAUCCGACGGGUUUUCAUCUCAGGGACAGUAGGCGUGGGCCGAGAGAAAUACAAGCUGAACAAGUUAAUGGAACUUGAGAACCAAGAAAGUGAAGACAUUCUGCAGUGGGACUUCCACGACACUUUCUUUAACCUGACACUUAAGCAGAUUCUUUUCCUAGACUGGAUGCAAAAACGCUGCCCACACGCCCGCUUUCUGCUCAACGGCGAUGACGACAUCUUUGCCAACACAGACAACAUGGUAGAAUACCUCCAGGGUCUCAAAGAUAAUAAUGGUGACGAACACCUGUUUGUGGGUCACCUUAUUCAGUAUGUGGGACCCAUCAGAGAGUCUGGGAGCAAAUAUUAUGUUCCUGUCCAGGUUCAAGAGUCUGAUUCGUAUCCCCCAUAUUGUGGAGGAGGGGGCUUCCUUUUGUCAGGCUUCACUGCUAUGACUAUAUACAAAAUGUCCCACAGCAUCCCUCUGCUGCCCAUUGAUGAUGUUUAUAUGGGUAUGUGCCUGGAAAAGGCUGGGCUGAAGCCAGUGUCCCAUUUUGGAGUGCGGACUGCAGGACUGCAUGUCCCCUCCGAAACAGCUGAUGCAUAUGACCCCUGUUAUUAUCGUGAGAUUAUCCUAGUACACAGGUUCUUGGUACAUCAGAUUUACGUCAUGUGGCAUAGAAUUCAUGACCCCAAUUUAACAUGUACCUCUUCGGAGAGCUCUGGUAUAUAAAAGUUUUCACAAUUAUGAAAUGAAUUGGUUGGAUCUACUUUUCAUUUUGUCUUUUAAAUAUACCAUCAUACUGGAAGGCAUCAAUGGAAGUCUACUGUUUCUUAGUUCUAUUGUCACUGACCGUUAGCAGCAGGAUAUCAAGAUUUCUACCAUAUUUAUUAAGUUAUUAUAUAUUCUGUUUCAACUUGGAGUUUGCUGAAACAUGUCAGCAGAAAAAAGUUCUAAACAUGUAUUAAUGUGAGAACAACUCCUGAUAUGAUCAAAGGUAAAAUAUAUUCAGACUAUUAUACAGUAUCUACUGUAUAAUGGUACAAUUAAAGUCAUGUGAUGGACAAAACACCUCGAAAUGCCCAAGAUCUUAACAAAAAAAUAGUUGAUUUUAUUACCACUUUCGAUGCAAUCUGGAGAAGAGUGCUCUAAAAAUAAGUUGAAAUUGAAUUGAAUUUUCAAGUAUUGAGUUACAUAUCUUAUUGUAAGAUGCAUCUGUUUCAUUUGCAUGUGUACAUGUGGGGCAAUUCUGAGAGUAUAAGUUUACGAAAGAAAUGGUUUCCAUGCCUCUUUAGAGUGGAACCCUCUGAAGUUUUUCUGUUGAUUGCGUUAGCAGUGUGUUGUAAUUUAUAGCAUUUGUCAGUUUUGGUGUUGAGGGGUUAAUUAAGUUUUUUGUAUUGUUUUAAUGCCUAUAUGUUGGUUAUGUUCUGUCUUAUUAUAUCGGGGAGAUGCAAAGCUAUGGAGAUUUUUUGUGGAAUAUCAAAGAAUAGCUUAAUGUGAAAAAAUGUUAUUGCACAAUACAUACAAGGAUAAAAAUGUUAAUGUUAUGCGUUCAUCAAUAAUGAUGAUUCAGUCAGUUAUGAAAAGCAACCAUUACUGCAUAGAUACCGAAUACCUAUAGUUCAGAGCAAAUCAAAUGCACCAAGUUUUUAAAAUUAUUGUUAAGUUUUUUAAACUUUUUUUUCAUACUGAACACUUCUAAUUAAAGUUUUUUCAGUAUCAAUACUCACUUUCUCAGGCUGUUGUAUGUACUGCUCACAUCUACUUUAACAGCAUUCUCAGUUAACAUGUUGUAUGUUUCAAAGUGAUUUUUUUAAGUAUCCUUAUGGCAUAUUGCCAGGAAGUGUAAUUAUCUUUACAGUAAGUAGGUAUGUCUGUGUGCCUAUAACUUGUUUUAUAUUGCAGUUCAGCACUGCAUUCAGCAUGCAUUUUUGUAGUGUAUGCUGUGUGUUAAGUAGGAUUUUCUAAAGGGAGACUGCUAAAUUAAGCUUUUAAUGUAAAUUAUGUUUAGGAUUUUGGACCUUCAGUUUCUGGUUAAACAGAACUCCAUACAAUAAAAUUAUUUUGACAUAUACUUGUGUAAAGUAGGUUGGCUUUUGUUUUAAUUAGGGUAAAAUAUAUAUCUGGAC